Molecule: messenger RNA, 486 nt
Organism: Venustampulla echinocandica
Lineage: Eukaryota; Fungi; Ascomycota; Leotiomycetes; Helotiales; Pleuroascaceae
Product: Acyl-coenzyme A thioesteras-like protein 13
Exons: 7
Coding region: 1-486 (161 amino acids)
Molecular function (GO): fatty acyl-CoA hydrolase activity
Source: RefSeq, a predicted model, not a curated record
AUGGCGGCCCUUAGAUUUGUUAGAUCGGUCCUGAAAUCAUUUCAAGCUGAGUCCGGUUUGGAGCCGAGACUCUUUGGAGAAAACAUUCGAGUUACGGCAGCGGAACCAGGCCGCGUGGAAUUCGAACUAGACCUCCGUAAGGAGCAUAUGAAUCGUUUGAGUAUUGUGCAUGGUGGAACCAUUGCAAGCAUGGUUGACUUAGGAGGUUCGCUUGCAGUGGCGUCAAGAGGGCUAUUUGCAACAGGGGUAUCAACAGAUCUCAACGUCACAUAUCUAAGCGCCGGCGGCCAAGUUGGGGACGUCUUGAAAGCUGUUGUUAAGUGCGAUAAGUUUGGAAAGAGCCUAGCCUAUACUUCCAUCUCAUUCACAAAUAGCAAAGGGGAAAUUGCUGCAAGGGGCAGUCAUACAAAAUACGUCGCAUUGGCUUGGAAACACCCGCAAAAUAUUGUCGAGGAACUGUCUCCAAGGAAAACGGAAAAGUCAUAA